UUAUCGGCCAGGCUUUUCCGCUCCAAGGAGGGCAUCGUGUUUUGUUUAUAUCUCACUUCCGUGUCUGCUGUAUCUUCACGACAGAUUUCAUCUUUUCUUCGAACAUACAAAUAAUACAGUGUUGUCUCCAAGAUGGCCAUGGUGAAGAGUGGUUGGCUCCAUCGACAAAGUACCAUACUGCGCCGGUGGAAAAGAAACUGGUUUGACUUGUGGGCUGAUGGACGACUUGUUUUCUAUAAUGAUCAACAACGGCGUGACAUGGAGGAUGAUAUUCACAUGAGGGUAGACUGCAUUAACAUCCGCAGCUCUGCUGCAUGUCAAGAGCUGAACCCACCAGAGGGGAGGAUGCGUGAUGCCUUGCUCCAGAUAGUGUGCAGAGAUGGACGGGUCAUCAGCCUGUGUGCAGACAGUGCAGAUGAUGCUCUAGCAUGGACCAUGGCACUUCAGGAUGCCCGAAUUAAUGCAGUGGUUGCUACGCCUCAGAUCAGCUUUGCACAGGAAGUGAUGGCAUCUGCUCCUCCCCCCUACUCGGAAUAUGCUACCCCACCUCAGGCUUAUGCUCCAGGCCCGUAUGGAGACUACGCUGCGCCUCCCCCACAUGCCACCCAGAUCAUGUACUCUGCCGACGGGCAGCCUUACGCUGUUGCGUAUCCUUAUCAGUACCAAGGUGGAUACGCUGCUCCUGGAGUGAACCAUGUCAUUAUUCGGGAGCGCCAGCGCGACGAUGGAGGAGACGUAGCUUUGGGCAUGCUCGCCGGAGCGGCGACCGGUCUGGCACUGGGCUCCCUCUUCUCCGUCUUUUAGUGUCUUGGUUAAUGUACAUGUAGUAGCACAGCGCCCCCCUCUGUCUUCACAGCAUUCGGCUUCUUCUUUGUGCCAUCACAUGAGUUGGAGAGAAACGUGUCUGUCGGGCUACUUCCAUCGAUGAAGCAUGAUUGUGAUGGGCAGGAAAACUGCUCCCUCUGUGUCCUGUACAUGAAGUAAAUACUGUUAGCACUUUCUCAUAUGCCCUGUGCGGCACUUUCCCACUCCCUUUGUGUCGUCUGAAUAUGAAUGUUCUUAACCAAAAAAUACAAGUUAUUCACGUUUAAGAGUUAUUUAAAUGACAGGAAGACGCUCCUCCUCGUACGUACACUUCAGCUAACGUCUCAGUCAGGUUUGUUUCUGUUUCACGGACCAUUUGUCCUUUUAUAUUUGCAGAACUGUAACUUUCAGGAGUUGUUUGUUUUUAGUCCAGGUUUUGUGUUUAUUUGUUUACUCGACCUUAUUUGACUUUGUUUUACAUGUUUUACUGGCCUGGUUUUAACAUGUAGCGUUUCCUCGGGUUAUUUGUGGUGGCGACAGAGUGCAAUGCGAUGAGAGUUGUGUAAAUAGGAAUGAGAACACAGAGCAAUAAUCAUUUCACUGUAGCAUUUUCAGGUACCUAUUCGGUGGAAUCUGGUUGUGAUGGAGGUCUGAUGUUGUCUUCACCACAAAUAAUCCUGUGCAUGAGGAAACGGCGGCAUUUACAUGAUGUGCUUUGAACUGAAAAGGGACGUCACUCCUCUUGACUGACAUAUAUUUGCAUGCGUGGUUUAUGGUCCAUUUUUCAUUGGCAGCUGUUGAAUCACACUUUUCAUUUCAUUUGCAGUGUGUUUGAAUUGGUGUUUAGGUUUUUUAUUUCGGUAUGAACAAAGAACUGAUCAGGUUAAUCUCCUGAGGUCCGGGUGUCAUCGGAUAAUCCAUAAUUCAUUUGUAAUUUAAAAACAAAACCUGUAAAUCUGUUUAUGUCAAAACCAAAAGCACUAACGCUUCACUUCCUCUUCCUGUCUGUCUUUUGCAAAAUGAGAAAUGGAAAAAAGAAUUUGCAAAAACAAAAAC
This is a messenger RNA of Seriola dumerili (greater amberjack), 1860 nucleotides long. It is a transcript of the gene plekhb2, whose product is annotated as pleckstrin homology domain containing B2. Gene Ontology annotation, cellular component: membrane. The transcript has 8 exons. Bases 133 to 804 code for a protein of 223 amino acids. Gene Ontology annotation, biological process: regulation of cell differentiation. The record is from RefSeq and is a predicted model, not a curated record. NCBI's taxonomy places the organism in Eukaryota, Metazoa, Chordata, Actinopteri, Carangiformes, Carangidae.